This is a messenger RNA of Rhododendron vialii, 1101 nucleotides long. RefSeq names its product expansin-A10-like. The transcript has 4 exons. The record is from RefSeq and is a predicted model, not a curated record. Lineage: Eukaryota; Viridiplantae; Streptophyta; Magnoliopsida; Ericales; Ericaceae. Bases 122 to 844 code for a protein of 240 amino acids. Gene Ontology annotation, cellular component: extracellular region. Gene Ontology annotation, biological process: plant-type cell wall organization.
CUGAUGUUGAUACUAAAGUCCCACAACCCUCAACUCCCCCUCUAUUUAUUCCCCCUCAAAACACCUCUCCAAUUCCUCACCUUUCCUUUCCAGCCCUGCCAAUCUUCUUAAAUUUGGAAAAAUGGCUCUUAUUGGGAUCAUGUUAGCAGGAUUCCUCUCAAUGGUCUUAUCUGUUGACGGGUAUUAUUGGGGUUGGUCCAAUGCUCAUGCCACUUUCUACGGGGGAGGUGAUGCUUCUGGCACGAUGGGGGGUGCUUGUGGGUACGGGAAUUUGUACAGCCAGGGGUAUGGAACAAACACAGCAGCACUGAGCACUGCUAUGUUUGAGAAUGGGUUGAGCUGUGGGGCCUGUUAUGAGAUCAAGUGUGUGAAUGAUCCAAAGUGGUGCCUCCCCGGCACGAUCACCGUCACGGCCACGAAUUUCUGCCCACCGGGGGGUUGGUGUGACCCUCCAAACCUCCAUUUUGAUCUCUCCCAGCCUGUCUUCCUCCACAUUGCUCAGUACAGAGCUGGGAUUGUCCCUGUGGCUUUCAGAAGGGUACCCUGCAGGAGAAGGGGAGGCAUUAGAUUCACAAUCAACGGUCACUCCUACUUCAACCUUGUCCUAAUAACUAAUGUUGGUGGAGCUGGUGAUGUGCAUUCUGUGGCAAUCAAGGGCUCAAGAUCUCCCUGGCAGUCCAUGUCAAGGAACUGGGGGCAGAAUUGGCAGAGCAAUUCUUACCUCAAUGGCCAAAGCCUCUCUUUCAAGGUGACCACAAGCAACGGCCGCAGUUUGGUCUCUUACAAUGUUGCCCCUGGUGGUUGGUCCUUUGGGCAGACAUAUUCCGGAGGGCAAUUCCGGUAGAACAUUUUAUUCAACUUCCCCUUUGAUCGCUAUAGUGUGGAAAGGGAAUAUAUUUUAGAAUCACCCUUUUCAUAAGUGACUAUGAGAGAGAGAGAGAGAGAGAGAGAGAGGUUUCUAGCUCUAUGAUUUUAUUAAAUGUAUACUAGUAUUAAGAGUUUGGAGUCUUUGGACUAUGGAAGUUCUUGAAACGCUCUGUUUGGCUUAAUAAAUGAGUAAUUGUAAUCAGCAUUAGGUGAAUAUGGCCUACAUUUGUCCUA